Messenger RNA from Closterium sp. NIES-65, 2259 nucleotides. NCBI's taxonomy places the organism in Eukaryota, Viridiplantae, Streptophyta, Zygnematophyceae, Desmidiales, Closteriaceae. The record is from the annotation of a GenBank genome assembly.
AUGUCGCAUGUUUCGUGCUACACCUGCACGACUCUUGCCAAGCGAUGGUUUCGAUCGCCGGGCCAAAAUGGUUUCAAGCUGGAACUGGGUUUCAUGCUAGCUGCUCUCCUUCCCGUAAUCAGUGUUACUUUCCUGUAUCGCGCCUCCGCCAUCUCCCCUACCCUCCAGUCGUUCGUCCGCUGUCCACUCCCCUCCCACCUUAGCGGGUCUCUCUCCUCCCCCCCCCCCUGUCGCCAUCUUUUUUCGUCUCGCGCAUGCAUUCGUCGGCCCAUCGCUCACCGCGUGGUCUUUAGCUCUCUCCCCGAAACGCCCUCCCCCCGCCAUUCCUCCCUCCCCUACGUGCACUUUUCCUGUCACCUUCGCGCUCUCCCUCUCGUUGCCUGCGCGCUCUCCCUCCCGGCCCCUUCGCGCUCUCCCCCCCGUCGCCUGCGCGCUCUCCCUCUCGUCGCCUUCGUGCUCUCUCUCCCGUCGCCUUCGCGCUCUCCAUCCCGUCGCCCUUGCCAUCUCCCCUCCCAUCCGGUCGUUCCCUUCAUCUCCUCUCGCUCACGUCCUCCCCUCCCCUCGCCAUCCCGUCGUUCGCCUCCUCUCCCCUCCCAUCUCGUCGUUCGCCUCCUCUCCCCUCCCAACCUGUCGUUCGCCUCCUCUCCCUUCCCAUCCCGUCGUUCGCCUCCUCUCUCCUCCCAUCCCGUCGUUCGCCUCCUCUCCCCUCCCAUCCCGUCGUUCGCCUCCUCUCUUCUCUUUCUUCCCCCGGAAGCCGUCGCCAUUCCGGUGAAUCGCCGUGUGCUGCCAGAUUUCUUGCAGAGUGUCAACCUCAGCCAUGUCAAGCUCGGUUAUCACUAUCUCAUCACUCAUGGGCUCCCUCUGCUCCUCAUUCCGCUCUUCGCGUCCGUGGCGGUGGAGAUCUUUCGGAUGAAGCCCGACGAUCUGCUGGAGCUGUGGCAGCAUCUCCAACUGAACCUGGUCAGCGUUGUCGUGUGCUUCGCCGCCGUUGUUUUCGGCGCGACUUCGUAUCUUCUCCUCCGACCACGCCCCGUUUACCUUGUGGACUUCGUCUGCUUCAAGCCUCCGGACCACCUCGCUCUCUCACUUUCGGGGGCUCUUGAUCACGCCAAAAAGCUGCAGAAGUUCAACGAUAAGGCGCUAGAGUUUCAAAACCGGAUUCUAGAGAGAGCGGGCCUUGGCGAUCGCACGUGCCUCCCGCCCAGCUUCAUCAACAUCCCUCCCAACCCGUCCCUGGACAUGGCACGGAAGGAGGCGGAGAUGGUGAUCUUCGGUUCGCUUGACGAGCUGUUCACCAAGACGGGCAUCAGGCCCCGCGACGUGGGUAUCCUCAUCGUAAACUGCAGCGUCUUCUGCCCCACGCCGUCGCUGUCAGCCAUGAUUGUCAACAAGUACGAGAUGCGCAGCAACAUCCGGUCAUACAACCUCGGAGGAAUGGGGUGCAGCGCCGGUGUCAUCUCCAUUGAUCUCGCCCGCGACUUGCUGCAGGUGCACGGCGGCUCUUACGCGGUGGUCGUGUCCACAGAGAACAUGACUCAGAACCUGUAUUUCGGCAACAAGAAAUCCAUGCUCAUUCCCAACUGCAUCUUCCGGAUCGGCGCAGCGGCCAUGCUCCUCACGAACAAGCGCAGCGAGCGCCGCCGGUCCAAGUACGAGCUGGUGCACUGCGUGCGCACGCACAUGGGAGCGGACGAGAAGUGUUACCGGUGCGUCUUCCAGGAGGAGGACGACGAGAAUAUCGUCGGCGUGUCGCUGUCGCGCGAUCUCAUGGCCGUCGCAGGCGACGCGCUCAAGGCCAACAUCACGACGCUGGGUCCGCUCGUGCUGCCGCUGUCGGAGCAGCUGCUGUUCUUCGCCGUGCUGGUGGGGCGCAAGGUGUUCCGCAUGAAGCUCAAGCCCUACAUUCCCGACUUCAAGCUCGCCUUCGACCACUUCUGCAUCCAUGCGGGCGGUCGCGCCGUGCUGGACGAGUUGGAGAAGAACCUGCAGCUGUCGCAGUGGCACAUCGAGCCGUCGCGCAUGACGCUGUACCGCUUCGGCAACACCUCCUCCUCCUCCAUUUGGUACGAGCUGUCCUACGCCGAGGCCAAGGGCCGCGUCAGGCGCGGCGAUCGCGUGUGGCAGAUCGCGUUCGGCAGCGGGUUCAAGUGCAACAGCGCGGUGUGGCGCGCCCUUCGCCGGAUCAAGCCGGAGGAUAACGUGGGCCCGUGGGACGACUGCAUCCACGAGAUGCCCGCGCAACUAAACUUCGUCGACUGA